AUGUGCCGCACGACAAGCCAGCUACGAGAAGAGCCAAUCGCUGGGCUGAGAGCGAUGGCUGAGUCGUUGCACGCGAACGGCGAGGCAUACGCGAACGUCAAGAGAAUCCGUCCAAACUUUAUAUCUACGCUGGUGUGGAUGGAGCGGCAGGCCUGA
This is a messenger RNA of Plenodomus lingam JN3, 156 nucleotides long. The record is from RefSeq and is a predicted model, not a curated record. Lineage: Eukaryota; Fungi; Ascomycota; Dothideomycetes; Pleosporales; Leptosphaeriaceae.